UUCUCUUCUUUCAAAGGAUCUCUGAAAAGUCGGUUACUGGAGGCGAAGUAUAGUUAUUGUUGUCAUGCAAUUGUUUGAUUGCAUGUAAUAGUCGGGCGUUUUCUGAAUACUGUGACCAGUCCUUUUCAAUGCAAGGAUGAACUUCUCUGAAGUCUUCAAACAAUCAAACCAACUGUGCAAAGUUUCUCCAGAUGGAAAAUAUUUGGCUACAUGUGUUCAGUACCGGCUGGUGGUACGAGAUGUGAAAACCCUACAGAUCUUGCAGCUCUACACCUGCCUGGACCAGGUUGUCCACAUGGAGUGGUCUUCCGAUUCACUGUUUGUUCUGUGUGCCAUGUACAAGAGGGGACUAGUGCAGGUGUGGUCUCUGGAACAGCCUGACUGGUACUGUAAGAUUGACGAGGGCUCGAUCGGUCUGGUUUCCUCGCGCUGGAGCCCAGACGGACGUCACAUUCUCAACACGACGGAAUUCCAUCUGAGAAUAACCGUCUGGUCCUUGUGCACCAAAGCUGUGUCGUACAUAAAGUACCCCAAGGCCUGUCAGAAGGGGAUGGACUUCAGCAGGGAUGGCUGUUACAUGGCCCUUGCAGAGCGCCGGGACUGCAGAGACUACGUCAGCGUGUUUGUGUGUGAGGACUGGCACCUCCUGAGGCACUUUGAGACGGAGACCCAGGACAUGGCAGGGGUGGAGUGGUCUCCUAACAGCUGUGUUCUGGCUGUGUGGGACAGUUGUUUGGAGUACAAGGUUCUGCUGUACUCGCUGGAUGGCCGGCUGCUGUCCACCUACAGUGCAUAUGAGUGGUCGCUGGGGAUCAAGUCUCUGGCCUGGAGUCCCAGCAGCCAGUUCCUGGCUAUAGGCAGCUACGAUGAAAAGGUUCGGAUCUUAAACCACAUCACCUGGAAGAAGCUGACUGAGUUGGACCACCCAGCCACCAUCAGCAACACUAAAGCUGUCAUGUACAAGGAGGUGGAGAGGAGGCCGGGUGUGGGGAGUGACAACCUGUCCAUCCAGCAACACAUCACCAUGGGCAGCACCCUGUUCAACACACAGAGCAAAUAUGUGAUCUGCCCGUUGCCGGUCCAGCUGCCUGUGAUCAAACCUGACCUGGACCGUGCCAACCCUAAAAUAGGGGUCUCCUCCAUGGCUUUUAGCUCAGACAACCGCUACCUCGCCACGAAGAACGACAGCAUGGCCAGCGUGGUCUGGGUGUGGGACAUCCAGAGGCUGGGGCUGCUGGCCGUGCUGGAGCAGACGUCAGCUGUGCGCUGCUUCCAGUGGGACCCCCGUCGGCCCCGCCUGGCCCUCUGCACUGGCAACGCCAAGCUGUACCUCUGGUCCCCGGCAGGCUGCGUCUCCGUCACGGUCCCCGCCGAAGGGGGGUUCCAGGUUCUUUCUCUGAGUUGGCAUUGCAGCGGAGACUCCCUGAUCCUCGUGGGGAAAGACCAACUGUGCCUCUGCUACAUGGAGACUGACAACCACGACGACUGACGAGAACCUGUUCCACCAGCGGUCAUGUAUUGGCACUGAUCUGCGUUAGGGUCCCUGCAGCUCAUAUUCCACUUAGUUAGUGGAGGACCCUGAUGUAGGGAAGGCAUUGUUUUUACAUGAAUGAAGUCGUUUUGAAGCGCCAAGAGUAGCUGUUUAAACAAGUUUACAAAGUACAUUUAUAAAACCUUCCACACUGAA
Esox lucius (northern pike) is the source of this 1687-nucleotide messenger RNA. It is a transcript of the gene wrap73, whose product is annotated as WD repeat containing, antisense to TP73. Gene Ontology annotation, cellular component: microtubule organizing center; MWP complex; mitotic spindle. Gene Ontology annotation, biological process: mitotic sister chromatid segregation; microtubule anchoring at mitotic spindle pole body; protein localization to mitotic spindle pole body. Gene Ontology annotation, molecular function: protein binding. The record is from RefSeq and is a predicted model, not a curated record. Lineage: Eukaryota; Metazoa; Chordata; Actinopteri; Esociformes; Esocidae. Bases 137 to 1489 code for a protein of 450 amino acids. The transcript has 13 exons.